UCUGCCCCAACACGCAGGCGCAUCUCUUCAAAUCCUGUCCCUACCCCUCGUUCUUUCUCUUCAUUUCGUUCCCCCUCCUCUUCCAGCACUUUGGCAGGUUCAAACUCUUCGUGAGGGUGGCGGCGAUCGAGAUCACGUGAUGAGCAUCCUGCUGCCCAACAUGGCGGAGUUCGACACCAUCUCGGAACUGGAGGAGGAGGAAGAAGAAGCGGCAACGUCGUCGUCGUCGUCGCCGUCAUCGUCGGUAUCGGGGCCAGACGACGACGAGGAAGAUGAAGAGGACGAGGAAGAAGAGGAGGACGAGGAAGAAGAGGAAGAGGAGACGCCGCCCCCGCCUCGGGUAGUGAGUGAGGAGCAUCUGCGCAGAUAUGCCCCUGAUCCUGUAUUAGUGCGGGGCGCCGGCCAUAUCACUGUGUUUGGCUUGAGCAACAAGUUUGAUACUGAAUUUCCCUCAGUUCUAACAGGGAAGGUGGCCCCAGAAGAAUUUAAGACCAGCAUUGGCCGUGUGAAUGCAUGUUUGAAAAAGGCUCUCCCAGUCAAUGUGAAAUGGCUGCUAUGUGGUUGUCUCUGCUGCUGUUGCACACUGGGUUGCAGCCUGUGGCCUGUUAUUUGUCUCAACAAAAGAACCAGAAGAUCAAUUCAGAAGUUAUUAGAAUGGGAAAAUAACAGAUUAUAUCACAAGCUUGCUUUGCACUGGAAGUUGACUAAAAGGAAAUGCGAAACUAGCAAUAUGAUGGAAUAUGUAAUACUAAUAGAAUUCUUACCAAAAUAUCCCAUAUUCCGGCCUGACUGAGGAAUUUGAUUCAGUCACUUCUGUGUUACUUGUCAUUUCCUACCCUUAGUGCCUUGUAGAUGAUUUUGGAAUGAAGAUGGUCUCCUUUACUGUGUUCAACUUAUUCUUUAUUAUUAUUAUUAUUAUUAUUAUUAUUAUUAUUAUUAUUCCUUCUUCUUCUUCUUCUUCUUCUUCUUCUUCUUCUUCUUCUUCUUCUUCUUCUUCCUUAGAAUAUUCUCCUUUACUCUUUUAUUUGUGUUGGUUUAAGAAGAAAAUUUGCACAUCUUUUUGUUUUUGUUAAAUGAAGCUUGUGUUUUGCACUCUCAGUUUUUAAAUAAAUACACACACAGAGACGUAUAUGUAUAUAUAUAGUUGCCACUAAAGAUAAAACAUCAGUGCUGGUGUUUAAAAAAACAAAAACAAAAAUUUGUUCUGAGCAUGCUGCCUUAUAAUUUUCAUACUCACUGUUUCUAAAUAUGCAUCAGUUUUCUAGGCUACUUAAUGCUCUGUAAUCCCUUACUGGACAUAAGUAAAUUAGCUUUUGGUAGCUUUUAGAAAUGGUUUUACUCUUACUUGCUUUUAAAGGACAUGCAAUUAAUAGCACUGGUUUUGUCCUGCACUUUGCUAAAUUAUCACUUAUGUUAGUGGAUAAAAUAUUAAACUCUUAAAAAACUUAUAAAUACUGUCUCUUUGCAUAACAUAAAAUGUGAUAUGCCAUGGUUUACAGAAUGUAAUAUUACUCUUACUGUAUUGCCAACAAAUCUGCAUAGGUUUUAAUAUGAAUGAAGUUUGCAAGCAUCCUCUUGAAUGUAUAGACUGUUAACAUGCUGUUUUAUGGCAGAGCCAUAAUGAGUUUGUUAAAAAUUUCAGGUGUAGGGCAGGAUUACCCUUUGUAACGAGUGAAUUAAAAUUAAAAUCAUUGUCUGAUAUAUUCUGCAUUGCACCUGAAACCAAGAACCUUAGUUUUUCCAUUUAAUCCAGUAAUUCCCAUUUUUUCCUCCACUCCCACCCCCCAAAAAAUUCAUUUGACAUCUGACACAUUUCAUAGCCUCACUGUCCUUAUUUAUUUCCCAUUAUGUAUCCUUUCCCUCAUUUGAAAAUAUACACAAUUAUGAUCUUAAAGGAGUGUUUUCAAGAUUUCAGAUGUCCUGGGAGGUGUCUAGAUCCUCACUCAAAGCCACUGCUAAUCCCUUUAUGGAGUUCUGAUAUUUUGUUUUGGGAAAGAGAAGGCUAAUUGAGAAGCUGUAUCUAAAGAAUACUUCGUGGCUGAUUCAUAAUUGAUAAAAAUAUUAUUUUUUGAACAUCUUUUUUUUAAACAUUUGAAUAUUAUUAAUGAGGAAAGAUAGGUACUUAGACAAAAGUAUUUUAGUUUAUAAAUUCACCACACAUGUAGCCUUUUUAUUGAUAUGUACCUAUUUUUCUUUUUCUCUUCACAAGUAAGAUGAACAAGAACACCACACUUAGUUUGAUUUUUUAACAUAAUUAAAGCUUUAUAUUCUGUUAAUUCAACUACAAAUGUAUGCCUGUAUAUAGGCAUUAUUUGUAAUUCCUGUUGCUAAAAAUAAGUUAAAAGUAUCUGAGAUUCAGUAAUAUCCUAUUUGUCAUCUUAACUCUUACUUAGUACAUUCAGUAAAAAUUUUUAGGUAAACAUUUAUCCCAGUGAAGAGAACAGUCAUUUUUUCAUACAAGUUCAAGUCUUUUAAAGUCACUUUUAAAAUUCAUGCCUAAUUUGAAAUCCAUAGUCCUGGACCAGUAAAAGAAGAGGGAAAAAAAGACACUAUUUGAUAUGACUCUAAUUGUUUGCACACUUUUCCACCUCCCACUGUAGAGCGCCAUUACCCCUGUGCUACCAAGCCACCCAGAAUUUCUAACUUGUAAUAUGUGUGCCUGCAAAUAUCAUUUGUCUGUCUGCUGCAAAAUUAAAUAUGUAUUUUUAUAGACAAGGUGGAAACCUCUGAAAAUGCAUACCAAAUGUCUUGUUUUAUAGCUAAGGUCAGGGAACAAUUGUAUCUGUGGUUUAUGCUCCAGCUAAUAUCAUCAGGUUUAUGCUUCAAACUGUGACUAAUACCAAAAUUGUUUUCCAGAACAGUAUGAAAUCUCUAAUUAGCAAUGGUAGAAUAAUUUUGAGUGUCAGUCCUUAAAAUCUCAUUUUCUUCUGUACAUUUAGAAUUUGGUCAUAGUAACUUUUUCUGCCAUGUAUAAAUCACACUUGGUUUGCUCAAAGAACAGCAAGAAGUGGUGAAUUGUUUCCAUGAAACAAAUAUUGAGACAGAAAUAGAGUGCAUCUGAAGGUGACAGAAUAUAACUCAAGUUACAGUAAUAUUUGUCAUAAAAAUAAUUUGCCAGUGUUUGUAAACUUAAUUUUUAAACCUACUCUAAUUGUUUUUAAAUUUAUUGUUUUAUUGCUCAUUAUGCUGGUUGGCUCAUCUUAUUUUCUUGAACUACUCAGAAAAUACCCAAUUUUCUUUUUUCUUUCUUAUAUGAUUGUUUUUUCAAACUAUUUUCCUAUGUAGGGGGCUAAUUAGCAGUUGAAUAUUUUGGACUGCUUUGGAGGGGGAUGUUUUCAAUGAAAUUGGCAGCAAUGAAUGGUGAAAUGACGAAGUACACUAUGUGAUCAUUAAUUCUUCCCCCAUUGGCCUUUUUUUUCUUUUAUCCUCAGGAUAAAACAUACUUGGAUAUUUCCAUCAAGUUAGUAGAAUAUUCUUAUGAAAGCUGUUUUUAAGUUAAAGAAAGUUGAAUUUCUUUGUUACAUGAUAUUCUUUUAUGAAACCUGCUGUGGUAGGUUCCAGAGAAAAUAACAUCUAUUUGCCAAAGUAUAUAGAUCUCACAAAGCUUUGAAAUUACAAGUUAAAACUGUUCCUUCUUUAACAUUCCGUUACACAUCUCCAUCCUCAAUGCCCCUUUAAACACCUAAAUUAUGUAUAAAAAGAAAUUAAGGCCUAACCUUUUCCAACUACUUUUUGUUCCCUCCUACCCACUAUAUUAAUUUAAGAAAGAGACCAUUGUAGUCAGAUGUUAGAAUUAGACGGAGAAGUGCCUUGUCUUUUUUCAACAAAGAUAACGUUUUAUUUUGAAGGAAACAGAAUGGAUAAAUUGACAGAUCAUGAAAUUUAAAACCAUCUUUUUCAAAUAUACCAAUAUUUCAUUAGCAUAUUAUAUUUCUUCUAUUACUUAAAGCCUAUUUCUUUGUUUUCCCCUAAUCAUAUAUGUUAGUAAUAAAAUAUUACAGAACUGGACUAUCAAUCACUUAUAAAACUGGUAUAAUUCUAAUGCUAGCAAAUAUGUAAUUUAAUAUGGUUCUAGAAGAACAGUGGUCUUUGAAGCCCUACCAAAAUCCACUUAAGUAUUUAAUGUACAUACUAUUUAUAUUAUUAUCUAUAAACACUAAUAUGUGAUCAAUUAAUCUGUGUUAAUAUUUAGCACCCUACCAUUUUUAAUGAAAUUUAUUCUUAUUUUUUUUCAUAAUUUGAAUGAAGUUCCAUACACAUCCUUACAAAUGUUCCAUAACAGCAUUUGUAAGGCUUAGAACAACUAGGGUUUUUCCAGAUGUAUUAGAGCUUUUAAAAAUUAUUAGCAUUUUAAUUUUGUUUACAAAUAAACCACCACUUAAAAUCAAACCUCAGUACUUGAACAUAAAACCCCAAACAGUAUUUCAUCAGAAUUAACUAUGUUGACCUAGAAGGAUAUAAAAAUUAUAUAUACUCGUUUGAGCAGUUUCACAUAUGGAAAUAUGUUUUGCUAAUUUGAUUAUAACAUCCCCAAAUUCAUUGAAGUUAAGUCCUCUUAUGCCUAUUAAAAUUCUGCAUUAAAAAAUUCAUUUUGCAUUUUGCACCAAUUGUCAAAUUGUUGGAAUUCCUUUAAAUGGUAAAUUAUUGGAAAAUUUUCACAGAAAAGGAAUAGAUUUUAUUAAUAAUACUUGUCUAAGUAACAUGAGGACUAAAAAAAAGAAAAGAUAUGUAUAUCCAUAUCUUGCCCCAAAUUUCUCUUUUUUGAUUCUGAGCCAGCUUUUCAUUUUGAUGAUGGCAACCUGAGAAUAUAUUCAUUUUCUGUGGACUUUGUCAGGUUCUUACUAAGUGAGGAAAUGAUCUAAUAUCAUGGGCUUUGGGCAAGUCACUUAAAUUACAUAUCCGUCUAUUUAUCUGUAAAAGCAUGGGGUUGAACCUAGAGCUGGACAGAAAAUUAGAGAUAACCUAACAUGCUUUGAUUCUAGGAAUCCUUAGGAAAUUUUUCUCUACAGAAUCCCAGAGUGAUUUUUCUCAGAUCUUCUACCCUUGGUGGAAAUUCUCACAGUGCCUUGCACACAGUAAAUGUUUGAUUUGCCAACUGGCUCCUAGCUGAUGUGUGUUCAUGUCACACAGACUCAAAGAACCUGAUACCUGCUAGACCUCAGCCCUUCUGUGGUAAUAAAAAUAAAUUUAAUUUCCCUAAGAACUAAAGAUUUAGGUCUGUGGGCUGUGCAUAUGUGGAAUCUAUGUUUUUGGUAUCCAGGCAAGAAUUAUAACUGUGACAACAAUGGAGAUAUGGGAGGAUCCACUUUGAAAUUGAUGUGAAAAAUUUAAUAUCCAAUAUCUGCUUCAGUGUCUUACUAAGUUCCAUAUCCUCAAAAGGAUCUGUUGGAACAAAUUGCUAUUAGACGGAAAGAGAAGUAGUAUGGAAUUCAAACCCAAGUCACUUCUGGUUUAAUUCUUAGCUCUGCUGCUUAAUUCCUCUGUACCUCAUGUCCUCAUUGUGGAAGUGGGGACAAUAAUCUGGACCUACCUCACAGGGGAAUUGAGGAUUUUUUCACAUAUUAAUGUGCUUUUGAAGUUGACUGAAAGAUAUAUACUGGAUAUCAUAAUUUUGUCAUUUCUAAAUAGAUUCCUUUAAGUCUUUAUGUUUUCUUUCUCAGUCAAACCCUACAGAAUGAGUGUUGCAGUUAAUCUGUUUUAUCAGUAGUAAAUUUUGUUAUUAAUCCCCUAUAUGUUAACAUGAGUAAUUGUGUUAUGUUAAUACUUGACUUAGGAAGGAAAAGCAGGUGGAUGUAAAUCAGUGGUUCCCAACUUGGGACAGAUAAAGAUAGCAGUGAGGGCAUCCUUGAACCUUUUUUAAUACUUCAAAAAGUAUACUAGAAAUCAUACAUUUACCCAUAAUAUUUCUACUGCAUAAGCCAACUAAAACAUUGAAUUUCCAUGCAUUUUGCUUAGAUUUUUUAAAUCCUGCCUAACAUAAUACUGGUUAUCACACACUGAUCAGAAGUUGUGAAUGACAGUUCUGCUUUUGAUUAAUAAAAGAAUGAAAAAGCCUGCUAUUACAUAAAGUUUAGUAAAUAAAACUCUUCAAAACAUGGGGAAGGAACAAUAAAGGGAUCCUUAUGGUGAAAAUGUCGGAGGCCACUUUUGUAAAGGAACUAAGAUUAUUUUUUUUGGAACUAAGAUUAUUUGACCCUCUCCACAAGUUACUUAAACCAGUCCCUAAAUAAUGAAAUGCUGAAUUGUGGUGUGUGUGUGUGUGUGUGUGUGUGUGUGUGUGUGUGUUUUGGCUAGACUGGGCUAUAUAACUUCAGAUUAGAAUCUGCCUUCUGUUCUCUUCUGUUCCAGGAUAAUUGAGUUGAUUGAGUGUGUAUUUGUAAAUUAUACAUACACACAUAGGAUUGCAAAUGUGGAAACUGUUAUAUGUUCAAGCAUUGGACUAAAUAUCAAUUUCUGAGUCUCAAAGUAGUUCUGUGUAUAAACUCAUUAUAAGCAAUAAUUUCUCAAAUGUCCCUUUUUGUCCUGCUUAUCUUGUUGCUAUUUACUUGGCUUAAUUUUCUUAAUUUUCCAUUUUUCUAGUAAGUAUAUAGUGUAGAAUUAUUUUAAUGCCUGAACUUUGAACAAAUUACAGAUGUUUGAAAUUAUAUAAUCAACAAGCUAGUGUUCCCUCCUUGGACUAACCACAUACAAAUAUGAAUCUCAGCUACAAAAACAGGAAAUGCUGGUAGCUGGAAAAUGGGCAUUGAUCAAAACAUCCGUUUGAAAAGCCUAGGAUUUCUACUUUUUGGCAGAGGAUUCCUACUGGGACAGCUUUACCAGAAAAGAAUAAAGAUGGAUAUGUCCAUUCAAACCAAGAAUAUUCAUGCAUCUUGUAUUGUUACAUAGCUUGUGGAAUGAAUUUAUUUUUCUCCCUAGUUUGAGAGUCACUCCCCUGAAAGAACUCAACCUAUUUACAGCUGUGCCAAAAUGAAGGACACUUGCCUCUCUGAAACUUUCACUGCUGCUUCUUUUGUUCACUUGUCAGAUAUAAAAUUUUAUUAUCUCAGGAUGCAAAAUUACAAUAAAGUGCAAAUCUAUGUUAAUGAA
Canis lupus familiaris (dog) is the source of this 7086-nucleotide messenger RNA. It is a transcript of the gene CHIC1, whose product is annotated as cysteine rich hydrophobic domain 1. Bases 140 to 793 code for a protein of 217 amino acids. The transcript is spliced from 6 exons. NCBI's taxonomy places the organism in Eukaryota, Metazoa, Chordata, Mammalia, Carnivora, Canidae. The record is from RefSeq and is a predicted model, not a curated record.